Molecule: messenger RNA, 4665 nt
Organism: Recurvomyces mirabilis
Lineage: Eukaryota; Fungi; Ascomycota; Dothideomycetes; Mycosphaerellales; Teratosphaeriaceae
Gene: JHD1
Product: JmjC domain-containing histone demethylation protein 1
Exons: 3
Coding region: 1-4665 (1554 amino acids)
Biological process (GO): protein demethylation; regulation of transcription by RNA polymerase II
Molecular function (GO): histone demethylase activity; transcription coregulator activity; zinc ion binding
Source: RefSeq, a predicted model, not a curated record
AUGUCCUUCUCUUGGAAUACGAGCUUUCGCAGGCCGACAGCCCACCCGCAACACAGACAGCGCACACCUCCGCCACCCCGCGCGUAUGUCGAGCCUUUGUCACCACAACCGAGACCGCGACCAGUCGAGCCCAACUUCAACUACCCUGCCCUCACACAUGUCGACUACAGGGUCCGCGCAGAACCGGCCCGUCCAGCAACAUCCAGCUCCAGAGCGCCGGUAGCUAGCUACAGACAUGGACACCACAGGACACCGUCCAUCGACACCCUGGCCGAGGCGGCACUUGCGGUGAGCCCAGGCUUCGUGGCUUAUCCAAGACCGAGCUCAGGCCCGCAACAGUACCAGAACAGGAACUAUGAGCCAAACCACUAUGCUUCAUAUGGAACAUCCGAGCCACCGCACAAGCGUUCUCGCUCAGAGUUGCUCCCGUCGCCGCAGGUCGGCGCAUAUGGGUCACGACCCGCCACGAGUUAUGAAGCCCAUGCAAUCCAGCAAGGAGCUUACGACAGUAGAGUGGAGGAAGCUGCUUUGCUGCUGAACUUCCGGACAGGAGGCUGGCCCGUCAAUGGUGGUGCUAUGUCACCUCCGCAGGUCCCAGCUAGUGCUGCUGCUCAUAGACCACAUGCUAAUAGCUUCCCGCGUGAUGGAAGAUAUACUAGGCCGGCAGACGGUGUGCAGCAGGCGCCGCUCUUGCCUCCAUUCAGUCCCGCAUUGCCUCAGCAAGAGCGGGUAGCGCCUCCGACCCAACAUCAGACCUUGUACAAGUCGACAUCUGCACCUUACGGACCUCAUCGGACCACGAAGGACGAAGACACUGCAAUGAUUAACACUGAUAGAGCACCCUAUGAGCAGAGGAAGGGCUCCGUCUACGCCUUUUCUCGGCAGCAGCAAACCCCUAUGGACGACACGGUGUCGAAUCCAGAGAGCCCGGAGAUCGCUCCCAGCGAGGCCUCGGACGCAUCUAAGACGCGGCGAGGAUGGCCGAAAGGCAAGCCUCGUGGUACUGGUAGUCGCAAGACCAUUGCAGAAAAGGUUGCAACCAAGAGAGCCAUUGCAGCGCGUAAGAACAAUCCAAACAGCAAGAGGAUGGCGAAGAAGGCUCCUGGGCCUGCUGCAAUUGAUCAUGAUGUUACUCUCGCCAAGGUGCCUCGACGAAAGAGUGCUAGUGAUAUGACUGUUGAUGCUCACGGGACGGCUACAGCUUGCGCACGCUCAACGUCCGUGCCACGAGACAACGAUAUGCUUGUCCGAGACCCGUCGCCGACGAAGCCGACAAAAAGACAAGCAAAGAUCGCACCAGAGACCAUCUGCCAAGGCUGCCUAACAUCUCGCGAAAGUGCAUUGGCCAAUAGCGAAAUGGACGAGUGGAUCUCAUGCAAUGGCUGUAAGAAGUGGUUCCACAUCGACUGCGCUGGCUUUAAGAAGGCUCUGGAGGUCAAGGAUGUGGACAAGUACUUCUGCACUGCCUGCGAGCCGAAGCAUGGAAAGACGACGUUUGUGCGGAAGAGUGCUCGUGCCCAUGCUUCGGUCGAUUAUGCUGAACUGCAACGUGGUGUGCUCAAGACUAGCGAGGAGAGCAAUGAGCAUCACUACAUCCAGCCUAUCAAGGACGGGACGUUUCAGUUCGACCCGGAGAUGUUUCCGCGACUGAAGCCGGAGAUGGUAACGAGAGAGUUCUUUGAGAAGAGUGGCAUAUUCGUGGAGCCGAUAUGUAUACCUGCGGCGUGGAAUCCGAGACCAUGGAAAGAGAAGGCUCAGCAGCAGGAAGGCUUCAGUACAGGACACCAGCCUAGUCAAAAGGAGGACGCAAUACACGAUGGCAUGUUUCCGGACGACUUCGAGUACGACACCGUAGAGGACGUGGGACAGGAUAAGCUUGGAAUGGUGAUGCCUGAAGGACUCACUGUACGCCAGGUUUGCAACAUGGUUGGAGGAGACACGCCGUUGGAUGUGAUAGAUGUGAAGACGCAGAACUCUGGCCAGAAAUGGAACUUGAAUCGAUGGGCAGACUACUAUGAGCAAGAGGGUGAUGAUAAGCCGAUUCGGAACGUGAUUAGUCUGGAAGUGUCUCACACAAGACUAGGGCGGCUCUUACGGCGACCACAGAUAGUGCGUGACAUCGAUCUACAGGACUCCGUCUGGCCACGGGAGGAGCGCGACAAAGGCAAGUGGCCGAAGGUACAAUACUACUGCUUGAUGUCUGUCGCGGAUAGCUAUACGGACUUCCAUGUCGACUUUGGUGGAAGCAGUGUCUACUAUCACAUCCUGAAAGGCAAGAAGACAUUCUUUUUCAUCCCGCCGAAGCCGAAACAUCUCAAGGCGUACGAGGAAUGGAAUGAGAGUCCGCAGCAGAACUUCACCUUCCUACCCAGCAUUACCAAGGAGUGCUAUCGUGUUGAUCUGAGCGAGGGCGAUACUAUGCUGAUUCCAUCCGGCUGGAUCCAUGCCGUCUGGACGCCAGAGACGAGUCUGGUGAUUGGUGGGAAUUUUCUCACAAGGAUGUCCUUCAAGAACCAGUUUAAGCUGGUUGAGAUUGAGAAAGCCAACCAUACGCCGAUGAAGUUUAGGUAUCCGUUCUUCCAGCGCAUCAUGUGGUACACCGCACUUCAAUAUCUGGCAGAGGAUCCAUUGCCUCCCGAAGUGAGUGAGCAACUCAAUGCCGGGAGGAGGUUCGAGAGACGAAUCCCGAUCUGGCAGGACUUUGAUGGUAAUUUGUCUGCCAACGAUGAUCGUGUGGGUGCGCGCAAUGCUCGAUAUUAUUCGCAAGCUGAACUCGAGGGACUGCCUGAGCUGAUGAAUUACAUCUGGCGGACUGUGAUGUCUGUCCUUGGACGUGUCGAUGGCGUCUCCGAGGAUCAAAAGAAGCGCAUCAAUGCCAGCAUUCCGAAGGGUUAUGGUGAGCCACUCGAGAUCGCCAAGAACUUCGCGCUAUGGGUAUCGUGGAAAUGCGGGAACGCGGACCCUCCCGCCUGGAUAGCGCACCCUGACUUCUCCUUCAUGAAAGACGAAGUUCGACCAAAAAAGUUAUCGGCGCGCGCCCUCAAGGACCUGGAGCGCAAAGAAGCCAUCGCCGCAUGGAGAAUUGCACCCGACCGACAAAGUGCGCGUAUGAUGUCGAAGCAUAGUGAUGCCGCUCCCACGACUGCAGUGGCUGCCGUCGCCACACAUGAGAUCUAUGAUGGGGCGACCACCAGCCAGUCUCCUGCGCCACUGCACGAAGGCACACCCGAUUCAUCAUCAGAUCAUCAGUAUUCAUCACAUCAGCCUGUGCAGUAUACACCCUCGGCAGCGCCGCCUUCAUUGUUGAUGAUGUCGCCGAUGGCGGGUCAGCAUUUCAGUACGCCGAAGACCAGCGUUCUAGGCCCGAAACGUGUCGCUUGCGAUACUUGUCGGAAACGGCGCAUUAAAUGCAAACACAAGGACUCUGUUAUGACUGCGACGCCGGAACUGAUGGGUCAAUUUCCUGGAAUGGGUAAUAUGGGUCCUUUCACAUCUAAUGGCACGCACGACAUGCACGAUAGCAUUACGUUGUCUGGCGCCACAAACGGACAGUAUCAGAUCGAUGGACAAUACGAUGAACAAAUGACUGGAUACUCUGGGAACGGUGUGAAUGGCUUCGGGCACGGCCAACCCACGCCAGGCACUAAUGCCUAUAUUCAAGCCCACAUACCCAUGUUGAUGAACGGCUCUCCGAUGUUCGGUGAAGCUCAGAAGCGUGGUAGAACAAAAGCUUGCUUCGAAUGUCGAAAGUCCAAGCGAAGAUGUGUACACGACGAGAGCGGCAAGGUUGAUCCUGUCAAAGCAGCUGAGACACCAGUACCACGAGGCAACGUGAAGAAGAGGUCUUCUGAGGAUGGUGGCAGUCCCGCAUCAGUCAAGAAGUUGAAGCAGGAUGAAGAAAGUCAGCCGCCGCAGCCACCACCACCAGCGCAAGGAGGCACUGCUGGUGUACUAACGCCAGCACGCGCACCUGCCAAGACGAGUCCCGCAAGGCAGCGAAGCACGCAGACGCCACCACAAAUCGUGCAUCAUCCACCAGACGACGAGCCCGCAGCACCGGAGCUUGACCCGAACCUCUUUUCAGCAUACCCGGACCCGGGCGACCAGAACCAGUACGCAAACCACAACUAUCCUUACCCAAUAGCCUCCGAGCAGCAAAGCAACGGCGCAUACGAGUACCCAUCACUAGAGCAGAUCGCAAGCGAAGUCCUGGACAUGAACGGCCAAGCCGACGAAGACUAUAUCGAUCGCCAGCUGAACGCUCUUCCGUUCCAGCGACUGCAAGGACCUCGAGGUACAGACUACUACCGCGGCAAUGGAGGAGCCUAUGUGCCGAACGGCGUAGGACCAAAGCCGGACGAGAGCGUGGAUAGUGCCAUCUCCAUGCCAAGCAGCGAGAUCCUACAACAGAACGGAAUGCCGACAAUGGAUAAUCGGGAGCGAUCGGUUGAUGAGCGGCUGAUGGAGGCGUUUGCCACUAGCGGACGGUCCUUUGGAAAUCAGGCACCGAAGUUGAAUGCGAUUCCGACUAUCGAGGUCAAUGGUAUGGCUGAUGGAGAGCAUCAUCAGGCUUCAACUCCUCACGAGCAGCUGGACGGGGUGAAACGGCCAUAUCGCGUGAUCAGUGACAGCCCUAUGCGUGGUGUUGAGGCGAUGCUAGGCUGA